UCUAGCUUCACAUACAAGCCAAAGCAAAUAUGGUCCUCCUUUCUGCCAAAUCCUGCUUUCAGCCUUUCUGUUAUGAUGGCUUCCAGGAGGAAAGCAGCAGCUACAGUUUCUCUAGUGACCUCCUUCCAUCUUUAGGAGCAAAGAUUAACCAGUCAAUCAAGCUGAGAAAGUUUAUAAUAUCACCCUACAAUCCUCGUUACAGAGCAUGGCAGAUGUUCCUGGUUCUCCUGGUUAUUUAUUCAGCCUGGAUCUGCCCAUUUGAACUAGCAUUUUUGAGAUACUUGCCACCCAAACUUUUCUGGGUUGAAAACAUCCUGAAUAGCUUUUUUGCAAUUGAUAUUAUUCUUACCUUUUUUGUCGCUUAUCUGGAUCGUAAAUCAUAUCUCUUGAUUGAUGAUCCAAAGAGAAUUGCAGCCAGAUAUCUAUCCUCCUGGUUCAUCUUUGACAUCUUAUCAACAGCUCCAUUUCAAGCAAUCAGCCUUCUCUUUGAAGGCAGUGGGAAUGACCUUGGUUUUAAAAUACUCAACAUGCUUAGACUGUGGCGGCUACGUCGGGUCAGUUCCCUUUUUUCAAGGCUUGAGAAGGAUAUCAGGUUCAAUUAUUUUUGGACACGAUGCACAAAGCUCAUCUUGGUAACUCUCUUUGCUGUACACUCUGCUGCAUGCUUCAAUUAUCUUAUUGCUGAUCGAUAUCCUAAUCCAAGGAGAACAUGGAUAGGUGCAGUGAUUUCAAACUUCAGAUCAGAAAAUCUGUGGACCAGAUAUGUAACUGCAAUGUACUGGUCCAUUACAACACUGACAACAACGGGAUAUGGUGACUUACAUGCUGAGAACUCAAGAGAAAUGCUUUUUGACAUCUUCUACAUGCUGUUUAAUUUGGGAUUGACAGCUUACCUCAUUGGAAACAUGACAAACCUUGUUGUACAUGGCACCAGCCGCACCCGAAACUUCAGAGACACAAUCCAGGCUGCUUUGGAAUUUGCAGCAAGAAAUCAGUUGCCCCAGCGUAUCAAGGAUCAAAUGCUAUCUCACAUAUGCUUAAGAUUCAAGACAGAAGGACUAAAACAGCAAGAAACUUUGAAUGAUCUACCAAAGGGCAUUAGUUCAAGCAUAGCAUAUUGCUUGUUCUUUCCAAUUUUACAACAAGUCCAACUUUUCCAUGGGGUUUCCUUUAACUUCCUUUAUCAACUGGUUACAGAAAUGCAAGCUGAGUAUUUUCCACCAAAGGAAGAUGUAAUACUGCAAAAUGAGGCAUCAACAGAUCUUUACAUAUUGGUAUCAGGAGCAGUGGAUUUGAUAUCAAAUAUUGGUGGAACUGAACAAGUUUACGAAAGGGUAGCUGCAGGAGAAGUGUUUGGGGAGAUAGGAGUCCUAUGUUGCAUGCCACAACCAUUUACUGCACGCACCAUUGAACUCUCACAAAUUCUAAGGCUGAGCAGCACCACAUUCAUGAACAUGUUUCAGGAGAAUACAGAAGAUGGGAAUACCAUUAGGAACAAUCUUUUACAGAAAAUGAAACUAGAACAAAGACCAUCUACCAGAGUAGACGAAAAUGGUCCACGAGUACAUGAUGAAUGGCUCAAAAAAGAAAAUCAGAGCCUCUCUUCGCAACACCAAGAUUACAAAGUUCAAGAACAACCAACACGGAGAUCAAUGGAGACAGGAGAUAUUCCAUGCACACCUCAAGAGUCAGUAUGUUAUGGCAUAAAAUUAAACGAUGCAGAAAGAUAUGCAGCAGAGCACAGGGAUGACCAAACAGCUCACUGCAAAAUCAUUAUUCUGGAUCAAGGAGUAAACAUGGACAAAGUAAAUGACAGCAAUGGGACAUCAACAGCUUUGACAGAGAAAGAUGCUUAUGAUGGUAGCUACGAAUUGUCAUUAAGAUACAGAAACAGAAUGUCCAUAAUAGAGAAUCAUCAAGUAGCAAACAUACAUAGAACAAACACCGUGACCGAAAUAAAGCAGGAACGAUUCCAGCAACUGAUGCAGUCAAAAUUUCCUGACAAAAUGAAGAAGACAAGCUCAGACCUUGGAAGCAGUGCAGUCAAUACCAGUGACACUCAAACAACCAACAAAAGGGUCAUCAUUCAUAUGCUUUCAAGAAAGUCAAGAAGUUCAAGAGAACAGAUCGGGAAGCUCAUAAACUUACCUGGUUCUUUAGAGGAGCUCUUUAAAACUGCUAGUCAGAAAUUCACUGGUUAUCAACCAACAAAGGUGGUCAAUCAAGAUAACGCAGAAAUAGAUGACAUUGCAGUUGUUCGAGAUGGAGACCAUUUAUUUCUCCUAGAGUUGUAAGGAAUCUUAGUUAUUUUACCAUAAAAAGGUCACAGAAGCUGAUGAUGCCUACUCAUGAAAGAUGCCAUGAUCUACGAGUUCUUAUCACCAUUUUCAAUACUAACCUCAAUAUGUAGAACUCAAGAAGUCCACA
This is a messenger RNA of Musa acuminata AAA Group (dessert banana), 2427 nucleotides long. Its product is annotated as potassium channel KAT3-like. Bases 30 to 2294 code for a protein of 754 amino acids. Gene Ontology annotation, biological process: transmembrane transport; potassium ion transport. NCBI's taxonomy places the organism in Eukaryota, Viridiplantae, Streptophyta, Magnoliopsida, Zingiberales, Musaceae. Gene Ontology annotation, molecular function: voltage-gated potassium channel activity. Gene Ontology annotation, cellular component: membrane. The record is from RefSeq and is a predicted model, not a curated record. The transcript is spliced from 11 exons.